GAAAAAUUAUAAACGAUUUGACUUUUAAACGAUAGCCACUGGAAAAGCAUAGCUAAAUUUUGCUCUCCGCCCGUCCCACUCCUCUCACUCACCCAACGGUCCGCUGUUAAUAAUUUUUUUUGCAGAUAAAUUCAAUAAAAAAAUGCUGCUUUUACGUCGCUGUCAAAGAAUGAACCUCCGGCCGUUAGUGCGCCUCUGCUCCGCUGAACUUAUCCACAAGGAUGGUUUCAUCGAAAAGCUGCGACACAGCUUCGACGAGGACGAGCGUAGCAAUCUGGUGGUGCCAACGUUCAAAAAAGCCAUGCUCUAUCCGGACGAAAUAGCCGUGAAGGAUAUCAACGGGGAGUACACAUAUUUCCAGCUUUAUCUGGCCGCCAAGCGACUGGCCAUACAGAUAUCUAAUAUAUGCGGAAGUGCCUCUUUGUCGAAUGUGACAUACCUUUGCUCCAAUAACGCCCUCUGGGUCGCCAUCCAGUGGAGCUGUUGGAUUUCGGGUCAGGUGGCGGUGCCUCUGGAAUCCGGUCAGUCGAUGGACCAGCUCCGUCGCCAGGCAUCCGGCUGCAAGACCAAGCUGUUGAUUGCCACACCGGAGUUUGAGCCAAUUGCCCAGGAACUGUCCCAGGGACUCCAAUCGGCCACAAUCGUCCUGGAUCACACAUUUGUUCCGGCGGCGGAGAGCGUGUCUUCCACGUCCAUGUACGCCAAGCAGCUGGUGGGUACCCAGGGAGUCGUCCUAACAGAGAGCACCCUGCCGAGCGACUUCUACGCUGGAGCUCCGGCAAUGCUGCUGUAUACGCCCAACGCUGUUAACAAUCUGAAGCCGGUGCUGCUCACCCACCGGAAUAUCGAUGCACAGAUGCGAUGUUUGAUUGGAAGUUGGCGCCUGGGACCUUCGGACUGUAUGCUUCCCAUUCUUUCGAUGAACCGGAUGCACGCCGCUGUGGGGGCGGUGUUGAAUGUCGGCGGAAACAUUGUGUUGCAGCAGAAGUUCGACGGACACAACGCCUGGAGCGCCCUGCUUGGAAUCAACAGUCCCUCGAAGCAACGAGUCACCCUCUUCUUGGCCAUGCCCAUUGUCUACAAACGGUUGAUAGCAGAGUACGACAAGAUGUUCGCCAAGGACUCCCGUAUGGUUGAGUACAUUAUCAAUCACUGUCGCCAGAAGAUCCGACUGAUGGCCACCGCAUUUGCCCUGCUCCCGGACUCUGUGUUCUAUCGGUGGCGCGAGAUUACGGGUCAGAAUAUUUACGAGUACUACGGGAUGCUGGAAACGGGCCUGGUUCUGGGUCAUCCGCUGGAUGAUCCAUCGACUGAAAGUGGGAGCAGCGCUAAUACCGCUACUACAAGUGCAUCCAGUGCGACCCUGCCAAUGAAUCCUCUGGCUGUGCCCUCGGUGACUUCCACCUCAGUACCGACAGGGGCAUCUACUGCUGUCGCAAGCGGAGCUGCCAGCUCUAGUCCCAGCAGUAGUGUCACUAGUAUACCUCAAACGUCGGCCGGGAUUGGAAACGAGUAUCGCCCUGGGACACUGGGUGCCCCGUUAAAAGGAGUCACCGCCCGUUUGAUCAGCAACAAGGGAGCCGAGCUGAUAACAUGCAAAAACGAGCUGGGCGGAACAGUGGACCAUGGGCUCAUCCAGAUGGAGGACUUGGGCGGGGACUCAUCCCUCUCACAGGCGGCUAUUGGAGAGCUGCAGAUUGCCGGCGCCCAUCUGGUGGCCAAGUCCUGCCUCACUCCCUCCACCAACCAGCAAAUGGAGCCGGGCACCACCGACCAGGAGUGCACUCAGGACGGCUUUUUCAAGACGGGCGACAUUUGUGCUUACCAGAACGGCAACUUCUAUUUCCUGAGCAAAAGCAGUGACGUCUUUACCGUCGGUGGAUAUAAAGUCUACGGCUCCGAGAUCAAAAAGGUACUCAUUUCCCACCCAAACAUCAACGAUGUGGCCGUUCUGGGCAUACCCAAUAAGCUGUGGGGUCACCGACUGGGGGUUAUAUGCAUUGUGUCCCCUGAUGCAGACAUCGACCUAGACGCUAUUAAAACCUACUGCUACCGCCAUUUGCCGGCCCACAAGUGCCCCACUGUUUUCAAGACACUGGUGUCCAAGUAGGGCAAAAUUUUGCUGAGAGUAAACUGGAGCUGUCUUCUGACAGUUUCAAGGCCUUGUCCCCGUUCGAUUUUGAGUCCUGGUCUGCACAAACAGUCUGAAUUCAAUGACAAAUUCAAGUGAUUUUACGAAAUGUUCUCUUAGCGCCCUUUGUUGGCUCGCUGUAAAAUAAAGACUAUGCAUAAACAUUA
This is a messenger RNA of Drosophila ananassae, 2298 nucleotides long. RefSeq names its product malonate--CoA ligase ACSF3, mitochondrial (gene Acsf3). The record is from RefSeq and is a predicted model, not a curated record. The transcript has 4 exons. Gene Ontology annotation, molecular function: medium-chain fatty acid-CoA ligase activity. Lineage: Eukaryota; Metazoa; Arthropoda; Insecta; Diptera; Drosophilidae. Bases 143 to 2110 code for a protein of 655 amino acids. Gene Ontology annotation, biological process: fatty acid metabolic process.